AUGGAGGUAGUUUCCGCAGCCGCCAGCGUCGCGGGCCUGCUGUCUGUCGCUGGCCAUGUCCUCAAUGGGCUUGUCAAGCUCAAUGCCUUUAUCCAGGACUUGAAGGAAGCAGAUGCACGUGCGCAACGGCUGACUCUGGAAGCUCAACUACUCUCGCAGACAAUAAUUGACUUCAAGUCUCUGCUCAACUCGUUGGACGAAAAGGCGCUGGAUAAAAACCAAGUCUUUUGGGUCCAGCACUUUGCCAAUCUCUCUUCCCGUCUCGAGGAUUGCGAUCAGGAUUUGAAUACCUGGACCGAAUCUUACCGACCCGGAGAUGGGCCAUCUUCAAAGCGCCAAAAAAUAAUCGAGAGAAUAUCAAACAAGAGAAGCCGGGAGAUUUCUGAGAUGAAGUCUAAGUUGGCGCGCCAUCGGUCGCAGAUUGUUCUUAACAUGAGCACUAUCAAUGGCAAUGAGCAUCUGCAGUCCAACUUCAUUGGCAGUCCGAUGGGCUGGACAUGUGCCCAAGCAAUAGGCAUUGACGAUUACUUCAUCGAAACCCUGGAGGACCAGCAUUUGGACCAAAUGAGAUGUGCCUUUUGUGACCAAGUCUUUGCAAAUACCGAGUCAUUCGAACGAUCGAAACACGUCGUCGAUUCCCAUAAUUUCGCAGGGUGCGAUCAAGGAGUAUGCUAUAGGUUCGGCAUAAGCUUCGGUUCUCACUUGGAGAAACACCAUGCAGCCAACCCAGAGGCAUUCUCCAACAACAUUGCGCAUUUUGAGCAAAGAUUCCUCCAGUCAACAUCGACGGUUCAGGACGAGAGGAUAAAGUCCCUUUAUGGUGAACCACAACAACUAGAGACGUCCACGGCACCCCUCAUACUCGAAACCCAGCUGCGGUCUUUGAUAACCGGCUUUGUUGGGCUGCAAAGGUCGACCUCGCAUGGACUUAAUACUUUCCAUGACAUGCGGCAAAACCUGGAGACGCUAUCGAAUGCUGCGUAUUCUCCAGGGUCUUCCCUCGAACUUGCUGUAACUCUGUACCAGGCAGCCAACCUGGCGGAAGAAAUGUCUGUCGGCUUCGACAGGAUAUUCCGGAGUAGAUGGCUACCGAAACCAAAAUUCUUUUUCCGAAACAUUCCUCCAUCCGAGGAAAAAGAUGGCAGACAGCGCCCCGUGCACCUUGGUAGCUGGUUUCUUUCGUUUGACUCUAGAGAAAGGGCUUCAGUCGACUCAUACAAGUCUUGCACAGAGUGCCAAAGCGGGACGAGGUACUCUAAUCUGAAGAGCGCAUUUCAGCAUCGUGGCAGAUGCCACCGAGGAAAGCACUGCAUCGUUGAAUUUGAACGGGCGUGCCCAGACACAUCUACUGAGUGGUCUAUGCUUGACCCUGUAUCGAAACCUUUCCGCCUGUUGAAGAAGUUGGGAGCUAGUACAUCGGGUAGAGACAGGGUCCAUCUUUGGAUGUUGAACACACUUCACAAGUCGGAGCAUCUCCUGAUCAUAUUGAGACAUAGCGCCUUCUUCGGUGAAUCGUCGAUAUGCUCGACAAAAACUGAUGACGCGACACAAGUGGACCGGUGUUCUCCAUCGUGGGGUGACAUAUGGAGUCGUGAUUUGCUUGGGGCUUUCGACAGAGAGGAGGCAGCUCUCGACGAUCAUGUCAAUUCAACACAGUCUGAUGGGGCAGUAUACAGCCGUGAUUAUGAGGUCUCGUCGGAGGGUAACGACCAGAAUGGCGUUGACGUAGAGACUAGGAACCUACCUCUGCGCUUUCUCGAUGCAAAUUCGCCAGUGCUUUCUAUAGAGGAUGAAACUGAGCUCUGA
This is a messenger RNA of Colletotrichum paranaense, 1806 nucleotides long. RefSeq lists its product as uncharacterized. The transcript is spliced from 2 exons. NCBI's taxonomy places the organism in Eukaryota, Fungi, Ascomycota, Sordariomycetes, Glomerellales, Glomerellaceae. The record is from RefSeq and is a predicted model, not a curated record. The coding region runs from base 1 to 1806 and encodes 601 amino acids.